GAUCGGGACUCGGGAGUCGGGAGUGGGGCAUAGAGAUUCCGAACGGCGAUGGUGGCGUGGCCUGGCCUCGCCGCGGCAUCUUCUUCUCCCCCGAAUCAGUGAAAGCAACGAUCUUGCUGGGAUAUAUUCGUCUCUCCCCGAUCGGACCACCUCUCCUGCAGUCUCCUCGCGGACAGGCAGCGCCGGAGAGAAAACAAGGGAGCCUUUUUUCGCGGAAUCCGUGAACGGUUGAGAGAUGGCAGAGACGGUGUUCACUCCCUCUUUGGAAGGGAUGAAGCAUGUCAAGUCAGACAAUGGAGUCAUUCUCACCAAGCCCUUCCUUGAUGUGUGCAAACAAAUCUUGCCUGUCCUGGAUAAAUUUGGAGCUGCUAUGGCAAUCGUAAAGAGUGACAUCAGUGGCAAUAUCACAAGGCUGGAAAAUAAGUACUCUUCAGACCCAUCAAAAUACGAGCACUUGUACAGCAUGGUUCAGGAAGAAGUCCAAAACAAGACUGCAAAAGGUUCCUCAAGCUGCACAAAUGGACUUCUAUGGCUCACAAGGGCCAUGGAUUUCCUUGUUGAGUUAUUCCGUAACCUGCUUGAGCAUCCGGACUGGACUAUGAGUCAAGCUUGCACUGAUUCAUACACCAAAACUCUGAAGAAAUUUCAUGGCUGGCUUGCCAGUUCUAGUUUUACGGUCGCCAUGAAGCUUGCUCCUAAUAGAGAUAAAUUUAUGGAGGUCAUUAGCAGAACGGGUGACAUCAAAGCAGAUAUUGAGAACUUUUGCACAACCUUUUCACCUUAUCUCAUAGAAAAUCAUGAGUUUCUAGCCAGUGUUGGUCUUGAUGAUAUGAAGGCUUCAUAGAGCAACUCACCGCAGCAAUCACAACAGAAUAAGCAUGUCUUAUGAAACCAAGUGUUGCCGAGGAUAUACUUGUUUAACUAGCCAUCUUCCAGAAAAAAAAUCAUACAGGAGAAUAAUAAGUCUGUCAGCAUGCUUGGCCAUGGCUACUUACACAGUGGAUCAUUGGUUGGCAACAAACUUACCUUCCGAACUCAUUCCCUUGUUACAGAAAAUUUGCAUGUGAUGAUAUCAAGGGCUUGUACUCUUAAAAAUUCAA
Messenger RNA from Phragmites australis (common reed), 1100 nucleotides. RefSeq names its product glycolipid transfer protein 1-like. The transcript is spliced from 7 exons. The record is from RefSeq and is a predicted model, not a curated record. Gene Ontology annotation, biological process: intermembrane lipid transfer; ceramide transport. Gene Ontology annotation, molecular function: ceramide 1-phosphate binding; ceramide 1-phosphate transfer activity. Gene Ontology annotation, cellular component: cytosol; cytoplasm; membrane. NCBI's taxonomy places the organism in Eukaryota, Viridiplantae, Streptophyta, Magnoliopsida, Poales, Poaceae. Bases 236 to 844 code for a protein of 202 amino acids.